CGAGGCGUUGUUUUUCCCACCAGUAUGCUGAACGGUCCCGCCUCCUGAUUGGCUGGUAAUAUCUCCGAGCUGCUCUGAGUGAGAACUACAAGCCAAUCGCAGCGCAGAGGGCGGAAUUUGUCGGAAUACAGGUGGGGACUAACGACCCGGCGAACCAAAACAUUGGUGCGAACAAACCACAUGUCAUGCUAGACUGUAUACAAGCGCCUAUUUCCGCUAUUUCUGAUAUGUUUUAGCAAGUUUCAUAACUAAAUAGAUGCUGUCUCUAUCCUUUUAGACGAUAUGGCUGUUGCAGAACUGGUUGCAAAGUGCUUGCAGGCAAGGGAAAUGGCUUAUUGUCCAUAUAGCCGCUUUCCAGUUGGUGCUGCGAUCUUGACAUCAGGAGGCACCAUAAUCACAGGCUGUAACGUAGAAAACGCUUCCUACGGCCUUACAGUAUGUGCAGAGAGAACAGCUAUACAGAGAGCUGUAGCUGAGGGCCACAGAAGUUUUACAGCUAUAGCAGUUACAUGCGAUAUUAAAGAUAGUUUUGUAGGACCCUGUGGGGCCUGUCGACAAGUACUAAUGGAGUUUGGUACAGAAUGGGAUAUUUACCUGACCAAACCAGAUGGUUCCUAUAAGAAAACAAGCCUGCGGGACUUGCUGCCUUUAGCAUUCAGCCCAGCUCACCUGGCAAAAGACUGAGUUUUUAAAAGCCGCUUGGAAUUUUCUUUGUACUUUUAGUCCACAAAUGGACAGCUUUUCUGAGCCAGUAACUUCUCCGAAAAUGUUUGCAGUGUUGAGUGUAUGAGACCUUGCACAAGUUUCUUUUUUUUUGGCUAUACUGAAUCACUUAUUGUAAACUGACCUGAGCCUUUGGCCAUUUGUCAUUCCAUAUCCUUUUAAUUAAGUAGGCAAAAUAACUAGAUGAAAUCUUAAAUGCACUAAUUUUUCACAUUUUUUGUUUAUACUUUGUGGUGAGUUAAAAGAUAAUGCUAUAAUUCUGAAUACACUUGUAUUAACCAAUAAAAGUUUCAC
Molecule: messenger RNA, 1017 nt
Organism: Colossoma macropomum (tambaqui)
Lineage: Eukaryota; Metazoa; Chordata; Actinopteri; Characiformes; Serrasalmidae
Product: zgc:103586
Exons: 5
Coding region: 283-684 (133 amino acids)
Cellular component (GO): cytosol
Molecular function (GO): cytidine deaminase activity; zinc ion binding
Source: RefSeq, a predicted model, not a curated record